GCACUUCUUUGCCACCACGAGCAUGAUGCUUGAUGAGCAGGGACUGAGGCUACCCGUCCAUCUAGGGGCAUCUGGCCGGGGAUCUGCGUGGUUAUCUCCGUACGUACCUAUCCAUAGGUACUACUGAUAUACCUAUGUGUCGAGUAUCUUGUGGACGUCUCGAUCAGUUCAAUAGCCAGUAUUGGCCGGCAUCCUCAAUGCAACAAAAUUGUAUUUUUGAUUAAUUCAUUCGCUUGGAGUGCUUAACCGUCCGACAGAUUUGAUUGGCUAUCGAUUGAUUGAUUUACCAAGGUUGUUAAUUGAUUGGUCGCUUGUCUUUUUUUUUUUUGCUGUGAAAUUGUGUGAGGGGAGAGUGGCUGUGACUCUUUCUGUGCAGGGAGGGGACGGGGGCCGAGGGAGGAGGAAGGAGAGUGAUUGAACUGAAGGGGGUGAGAGAUGGCGAGCGUGGCGAACCCUUUCGACGUGCUGGAGCCCGUCGAGAGCCGACAAUCACGGCGGCGGAAGGCUCGACGCGGCGGCGGCGGUGGCGGCGGAAAGGACGGUCAGGGGGCCGGGGGAUUGAGGGGAGGCACACCUACAGCAAGUGGAAGCUCCACAGGAGCAGCUGCGAGUAAGGGCUCGGCGCGCAGUGGGCGAGGACAUGACGGAUCUGGUGCGGGUGGUGUCGCGACGACUGUGCGCUCUUCAACUGCAUCUGUCCAUUCUGUGUCUGCGUCAGUUGUGCCGCCGCAGCACCAGGGAAGAACAGGGCGGGAUCGGGGUGAGGAGACGAGAGAUGACGGGAGCGGAAUGCAAGCGCAAUCGGGAUCGGAAGAGGAUGGUGAUGGAAGAUGGGAGGUGGUGCGGGAGGGUUACGGCAAAGGGUCGAGUAAGCAAGGUGGGACUGGCGGAGCGGCGGGGAUCGGGAACGCGGCGGGAGCGCUGAGCAAUACCCUUACCAGUGGCGGCGGCGGCGGCGGUGGAGGCGGAGGCGGAGGUGGCGGCGCGGUAUCAUCCACACCCGCUGUGACGUCAAAUGCUGCCGUUGUGAGCGCGGGUACCGCGGAUGGAUCGCGAUUCCGAUCUGAGGUGCAACUGCCGCUAGCGUCUGCGGAGAUCAAGCGUAUCGAGUCCUUGGCCCUCGCUUGCGCGGAAGAUGACGACAACCGGGUUCGGCUUUGGCGGGAAUGGGCGAGGCGCGCCGGCGAAGUGGGGCCAACUGCAGCGCAAGGGAAGGAAACGACAGCCACAGUCCCCGCCUAUGCGCUAGGAGAUCCGACGGCUGCGAACGGACGAGUUACUUCUCUCACCUGGAAAGAGGUCUUUUUGCUCAGCAAGGGUUUGGAGAUCACUAUUGAGGGUUGCUUCUCGGCACCUUUCAGACCCGAGCAUCAGGCAGAGUUAGAGGCUUUGCUUUGUGCAUUAUUCCCAGCAUCCUGUGAGCCAAGGGCGCUUUCACCUAUUGUGGCAGAUUUUGUCAGCCUUGUUGCAUCGGAGCCGGCGAAGAUUGUGAAUUCGGCAAAGCUUGCAGUCUGCUCUACAGUGACUGCACUCAAGGUGCUCCCAUCGUCGUUGUCCUCCUCCUCCAAUUGCUGAACCCCAAUUCUCAAAAACUAUCCAUCUAUGCGUAUGACCACCUUCUUAUGAUGAUGUGUCCUGUUGUUGCUUGUCAUCAUGCAUGAGUCUGUCAGUUGUAACUGCUUUCAUAGUUAUGGUCAUCAAUGUUUAGACUAAUCAAACAAACACAAACAC
This is a messenger RNA of Chara braunii, 1731 nucleotides long. NCBI's taxonomy places the organism in Eukaryota, Viridiplantae, Streptophyta, Charophyceae, Charales, Characeae. The record is from the annotation of a GenBank genome assembly.